CGAUGACGACGAAGAAGAAGAAGAAGCGGAAGCGGAAGCAGACGUUAAGAUUAUUACUUUAGGUCUUAUUUUUGUGGUUAAAGUUGCAGCACAGAUUUAUUUAAAGCAGACUGCAGGUUUAUCAACGUUUUCAUGUUUGAUGCAGGACAUUGAGACUGAAUAUGAGCUCUAAAAAUAAGAAACGGGUGGUGCUGCCCAGCCGUCCAGACCCCCCAACAGUAGAGCAGAUCCUGGAAGACAUUAACAGAGCUGCUCCAGAUGACCCUGUGUUCACCAUCCUGGAACCCACCAGUCAAGACUCGACCGGACUACCAUUGGACAGCGAAGUGGAGCUGAGGUUCCUGCAGUGUCGUCGUUACUUGGAGUUGAACAAGCAGUUGCAGGAAGCCAGAAGCAGGCUUUUACAACAGAGGGAGGAACUUUGUGCAGCAGGCAAGCAGCUGCAACAGGAUCUGACAAAGGUCAAAGGUCAAAUGCACUGUUAGCAACAAACACAUAUGUUAAUGGAUGCUGUCCACUUUUUGGAUUGGCUAAUGAUCCUGUGACUGCCAUUGAGCCAGGCAUUAACCUUCUGCACUUGGCUGAAAAGAUGCUGACCUCUGACCCAUAAUAACACCACUAGGACUGUAUUUGUGGUUUUUUAGACAUCUUUGUGAGGAUGGCUGUUGAAGCAGCUCACAUCCUUCCUUCUGGUUAUAUUGGAUUUAAUUGUGAAGAAUAUCUGAUAAACUGUUGUGAUAAAUCACCUGAACAACAUCAAAGUAUCUCCAGCUGUCAAUGAAAGCGUCCUGAGAACUCCUAUUAAUCUGGAACUUGCUCUUUUCUGAACCUAAAUGUUUGUGUUUUGACAUUUGGUUCUUCUAUAUUUGUCGAGGUAGCUUUUGCGUGUCUGAGUGCCCUGAAGAAGGGGCAGGCUGAUGUACAAUCUGGGCCAAAUACUAUGUUUAUCUGACUGUCCGUUUCAAUGAAAUGUCUGAUUUCAUCACAAGUACAGUAGUGUUCAGAAUAAUAGUAGUGCUGUGUGACUAAAAAGAUUAAUCCAGGUUUUGAGUAUAUUUCUUAUUGUUACAUGGGAAACAAGGU
This is a messenger RNA of Thalassophryne amazonica, 1083 nucleotides long. It is a transcript of the gene c10h19orf25, whose product is annotated as chromosome 10 C19orf25 homolog. The transcript is spliced from 3 exons. The record is from RefSeq and is a predicted model, not a curated record. NCBI's taxonomy places the organism in Eukaryota, Metazoa, Chordata, Actinopteri, Batrachoidiformes, Batrachoididae. Bases 162 to 485 code for a protein of 107 amino acids.